AGGCCUUGCUGGACUUCCUAAAGCCUAAAGGUGUGACUGAGAGCUUACAUAAAGUGACACCCUCAUCUAGCUUGCUUUCAUUUGAAAGGUUUUGUGCUGGUCUGAAAAUUUGUCUGCUUAGGUAUCAACAUUUCUAAAGUCUUCUACAAUUCUAAAGCGUAUUAUCAAAGCCUGGCAGACGUCAAAACACCGAGUUGCGGCCCUUCGCCGCUAGGAACGCUGGAAAUAGGGUGCCGUGUACGCGCUCACCCCCGCCUGAGCUCGCUCACUGCAACCCGUGUGCUGUGUGUGUUUUUUUUUGUUGUUCCGCUAUUAACUUCUGCUUUUUUGAGGUUAGACCAUGUCCGCUUCAAAAUUUUGUUGUUUCGAUGAUUAUAAAAAAUGGGUCAUUACAAAUCCUGAAAGGCUGUCACAAUUGGAAACAACUGGACGCUUCAUUUCGUAUCUAAUAGCAGGUCGAAUAAAGACAUCACCAGCAUUUUCAGAGUUGCUCUACUCGGCUUCGAAUAUAAUCAUAUUUUUGAAUGACCAAAUUCUACUAAGUGCAACACGACAGAAAGAAAUAGGAAGAUUGAUUAAAACAAACUUGGAAAAAUUUAGAGUAUUGUUUACAAUAUUGGAAUAUCUUCAAGUUUUUUUGGAGAUCACAGCAACAAAAAUUUGGGGUUCACAUGGAAAAUGGACUGCCAUAACUAUUAUUCAGUCAAUCAAAUGUUUAUGGCGAAUUGUUUUGUUGUCCCAGAAAAGUGGAUUGGCAACAUCUCGCUCAAUUCCACCUCUCAACAGGAAAAAACUUAAACAAAACAACUUGUCUGAUUGGAAAACUGGUUCAGAUGAAAGACACAACAGUCUUACGUUCUCUCUAAAGUCUGGACGAGUAAUUCGGCAAGUGAACGGGGCACCUCAUAUUAAUAAGCGGAAUUGGAAGCUCCCCGUUUCCCAUUCAUUUGAAAUCAAUGAUUCAUCAAAAACCAAACUUGAAGGAUAUUCUUUAUUGGGAGAAGUACUCUACACGUUAAAACCUCUUUGCCAUCUGGCUGCAAUGAGCCGGUUUGGAACAAAGUCAUGGAUUCCUACAUCUUUAGCAUUCGUUACCGAUAUCGUUAGUAUAACGCUCGUAAAAUCCAGCCAGUUAAGUAGCAGUGAUGCAAAAGAAAUUCAACGACGCCAGCUAACUUUACUUAUGUACCUUCUUCGUUCGCCAAUCUACGACCGAUUUAGCCGAAAUGUGAUUUUACAGAUUUUGACUUCUCUAAGAAAAAUACCAUUAAUCGGAGUUUUGCCCCAUCAAAUUCUUCAGUACAUGUUGUUCUGGCAAAAUGUAUACUUUUACACUUGGGAUUAAUUUAAAUGACUCGGAAGAGAUCAUCGUGAACAAGUUUAGCUCUAUAUGCCUAUAAAUUGAAUGCAUUGUGAUUCAAAAUUUGUGUGGGAUACUUGUGGGAAUAAUUCUAAAAUACAAUUUCGUUAAUGUAUA
Daphnia pulicaria is the source of this 1477-nucleotide messenger RNA. RefSeq names its product peroxisomal membrane protein PEX16-like (gene Pex16). The record is from RefSeq and is a predicted model, not a curated record. The transcript is spliced from 6 exons. Lineage: Eukaryota; Metazoa; Arthropoda; Branchiopoda; Diplostraca; Daphniidae. Gene Ontology annotation, cellular component: peroxisomal membrane. Bases 341 to 1345 code for a protein of 334 amino acids. Gene Ontology annotation, biological process: peroxisome organization.